AUAAGGACAUACUCAAGCCUUGAGGAUCGUUUGGUGAGAAAUCAUACCUGCUGGACGAAAGAAAACGACAAAAUCAGUGAGCGACCUGGAUCACCACCAACGUUAUCGCCACAGUCUGCAAACCCAAGCACAGAGCAGUCCGUUUCCGACACCAACGAGUUUGAACACCUUGUCCUUCAAACCCUGACAGAGAUUCAAUCAGGACAAAAAGAGUUACGUAACUGCAUACGUAGGCUGGAACAGAAUAUCAAUGACUCCAUUGUAUUCCAGAGUAAGCGUAUUGACGGCUUGGAGUUGAAGAUAAAAGAACUUGACCGGAUAACUGCAGUGGUUGCCAAGGCUGAGAAAACCAUGGCCGACCAUGCCGAGCAGCUAAACAAGCUGGAACGCUUCUCUCGGAGAAAUAAUCUUCGGGUUAUCGGCUUCCCACAGCAGAAAGGUGAAGACUGCCUGGCUCUCGCUCACAAUCUCUUCAAGGAGAAAUUCAAGAUGCCUGAUGCAAAGGUGGAACGAGCUCACCGUAAUGACCCAAAGAUGGACGGCAGACCACAGCACCUUCUUAUCAAGCUGAACUGCUAUCAGGACAAAAUCAAGAUCCUCCAGCAACAGCGACAAGUCCAGACAAGUCGAAGACCUGACCAGAGCCGACCUGCAAGAGAAGAGAAAAUGGUCUACACAAGCCUCCGCAGCGUACAAGGAGGGAAGGAAGUACAGGUUCGUAGCCGAGGGAGAUGUCCAACGAGCAGUAUCCAACCAACCUGCGCCCGUGAGACGUCUAAUCUGAAUCACCCUGCGACACGAGACACGAGACAACGAACCUGACAGUAAAGAAUAAAAGAAACAGAGAUCUGAACUGAUAAAAAUCGAUGAGGAGUAUAGUCAAGGUGUGCGAAGCAUUAGAUUGCUGGAGUGGGGAAGUAAGGAGCGUUGAAGAAUAGGACAAUUAUUCGCAAAGAAACCGAGGAGAUGGUUUAUGGUAACUUACUGCACAGCCGGCUGAUUGACCUUCAUAUCAAACAAAAAACUUCAGCAAAGCCAUAGCAAAAACCACCAGUUGCAGGACUAUAUCCGAGACGGACGAAAAUGGAGAACUUCACGGAGGGAUGGAAUCGACUGUAUCAUCCACUGAAUGGAACAUGCGAAGUGAUAGGCAUCUGAGCGUUUGACUUAAUCAAUUCUUACGACGUGGAACUGUUAACAUUGAUUGAUUUUGUUUUUGGAAAGAAGCUGUGGAGUUCAACACAAGUAUUUUUAUGAGCUCCCAGGAUGACUGUCACAUUAUUGACAGUUUGUAUGGUGAAGAAAGCAAUGAGUACUUUUACGGUUUGAAAUUAUGUUGUGUACGCCGUAUUAUAAGAUUACUAGCUAUAGCCAUAUACACCUUCAUAUUCACUCAUAAAAACGAAUCCCAUUACACCAACAAGUAAUUAUAUUUAUUUUCAGAAAUACAGCUUAAUAUUUAAUUAUAAACAAGACCGAACAUAGCUUGCAUUAUUCUUUGACAAAGUAUUAUUUUGUUUUGUGAUUCAUCUCCUUUCACACAAUAUCACAA
Molecule: messenger RNA, 1552 nt
Organism: Patiria miniata (bat star)
Lineage: Eukaryota; Metazoa; Echinodermata; Asteroidea; Valvatida; Asterinidae
Exons: 4
Coding region: 352-822 (156 amino acids)
Source: RefSeq, a predicted model, not a curated record